AUGAGCUGCUGGGAUCGUUUGGGCCUUCAACUUUUUAGGAGGGCAUACUUGUCACGAAAGGCAGUUGCUCCUCCUCAAGGCUGUCUUACUGAGAAACAGAUUGAAUAUUUGAUUGGCUUCUUUGACGGAGAUGGGUGUGUGACCAUGAACAAAAGCACUGGGCGGAUGUCCCUGAAAGUUAGCCAAACCUUAGACUCAGCAACAGUGUUGAUGCGCUUGCGUGAUAGUCUUGGUGGUGGCAUUUAUCGCGAAAAGUGCCAAACAGGAGCACACAAAGCAGUGCUGCAGUGGGUAGUUUCCGGCAAAACCAUGCAACACGCAGCGCGUGUGCUGUGCCAAGUUCCUUCCAUAAAGCAUGCGCAGCUCCAGAUAGCAGCCACUGGCAACAUUGCAAUGACAGACAGGAGUGAGGUUGCGCAGAAGUUGACUUUGUUCAAGCAAAAAGGACAUACGCCUACAGACUUCCAGUGCUCAUGGCCGUACUUUGCUGGAUUUUUUGAUGCUGAGGGUUCGAUUACUCUUCCCAAACGUUCUGUCGGGCUUCAGCUAGAAGUGGGUCAACUUAAUGACUUUGUUUUGGAGAAGCUAUUCUGUUUUUUACACCUGCAGAAAUUGAUCAGAUGGAGACUUUAUAGAAGGGACCAUGUUUCCAAGCUUUCCUGCACAGACUUUGCAACUUGUAAGCUGACGCUGAAGCGCCUACUGGAGGCUGGUCUUGACGUCAAACAAAGACAGGCGGCUCUAGCUCUUUCACUCACUGCAGACAAUCACGUGCAAGUUCGUGAGGCAAAAUCUGAGUUGAAUGGCCUCCAAAGCAAGUAUGAGCGCCUUGACGAUGCCGGCAUCGACCGGGCUAAAGAAAUUAAACGGAUCGGUGCACAAUGGCACAGAGCCUCCUCCCAACAAGAACGUGAGUUGCUGCAGGUGAAGCUUGAAGGUCUUCGAGAGGAGCACAAGCUGCAGAAAUUGAUCACCAAGACCGUACGCCUACGCGGCAGCAUUCGUCAAUCACUUCGAGAAGGAGGUCUCAUCAGGCGGAUGUCAUGA
This is a messenger RNA of Durusdinium trenchii, 1047 nucleotides long. NCBI's taxonomy places the organism in Eukaryota, Dinophyceae, Suessiales, Symbiodiniaceae. The record is from the annotation of a GenBank genome assembly.